UAAUGCUGUCACUGUAUAUACCCAUUAUGAGCAAACGCAAAUUUGCAUUGCGAACCUACUUUAACCUGCUAAUAAGCAAUUACGGUUCGUUGGAUCGAAGCCAAUUUUCUGGCUCUCGUUUUCGCUUUAUUGUUAAUUGGUAAUUCGGUAUUUAUAACAUUUUCUGCCUUCUGUUAUCAACUUAUCAGCAACGUCAGGACUUCUAGUCAGAGUGCAUUUCUGCCAAUCUGCCCGUGGCAAACCCGCCGUUGACGAAGGAUAUUUGAUCGUGCCGCGAGCGGCAUCUAUGACGUUGGCACCAUCCAGGUGACUCCUUUGUCGACUUCGUAGGGUUCACUAUCACAUUGCCAUGCUCAAAUCAAAGUGGCUCGAUUCUGCCUGGUUUUCCGGAUUACUGUUUGCGCUACUUCCAGCUAUCGAAUGUGGUGGCGGACACGCCCGCGACAUGAUCGCAUCACUACUCCCCGACCGCACCGUCGCCCAGGGCGACACUGUUACUUUCAUCUGCGAUGUAAUGAAAAGCAACGGCACACACUGGCGGCACAAGGAUAAGCCGAUUGAUUUCACGGAGAGGCCGCGCUGGACUGUCACCUCUCCGAAUUAUCCGCACAAGCACACCGGAAUGCACACGCUGACCAUUAGCAAUGUGCAGCCGGAGGAUGCCGGCAGAAUUACCUGUGUGGCCGAUCCUGUGAAGCCGGACCAGAGAAACGCUACAGUCUGGGCACUACUACGAGUUGUCAGUUAUACGAUUAACGGAAAACCAGUUACAUCCGAGAACGUGCGAGUUACCGCCGGAGACCGUGUCAGUUUGGCGUGUUCCGUCCGAGGCCGGAAGCCUUUACCGUCCCUGGCAUGGUACCGCAACCGCAUCGAAAUGAGAGACAUCGAUUGUGAGCCAUCGAUAGUCAGAUUUCCUGAAGGUUGUCAGUUGACGAAGGAUAACAAGACCGGUCGCGUUACGUGGCGCUUUAAGGCUACGGAGAAUCUGUUUGAGGAUUACCUCACCUGCAAGGCUCAAGAUGACACGGAAGGACUGGGGAACACUGCUGGCCCUGUCGUUACGCUGCCAUAUUUCCAGCUGAAUAUUAAAGCUCGGCCUAGAACUAAAAUUGCUGCCAAACGGAAAAAAACACAGCAACAUCCAUUAAUUAACACACCGUCAUCCGCAGCCGCACAAGCGACUGUGGUUCCUGCAUCUCCAGUGGCGGAAGAUCCUGAUCCUGUUGCAUUAACUACCACAGCAACAACCCCAUUCAGCCAACCGUCACCCGCAACCGCAUUAGCGACAGAUAAACCUGCGUCGGAGUUUACUGCAGAUCCUGACCGUCCCGUCUCAACUGCCACGUCAACAACAGCGCCCAGUGCGGUUCCGGUGGAUUCCACGUUGGCCGGCUGGUGGAGUCCACAGAGGCCAGUUCCACAGUGGAAAACCAUCGACGCAGAGGGUGCUGUUACGCUGUCACCGGUUCAAGCGGACGCCGCCAUCGUUCCGAAAGUUACCGGUCCGCGUACGGCGUUGGACGAUGUGAAGAAGUCCCCUACCACGGCCUUCUCCUUACAUCCCGGAUUGGCUGCUGGUGGCUAUCGCGACGGUGUGCGUGGGUAUUGCGCUGCUCUCCGUGUGUUUUGUGAUCAUGUUUGUCUGGGAGAAAAGACGCCAUAAUCCAGACAGACGACGGCGCAGGAUGCAAGGAACACCGUCAUCGUCGCCCAUAGUUAAUCCGACCCGGCGUCAAGCGGUGGAGAACGUGUACACCCCGAUGCCACGCCGGCCGUCGGUGUCGUCCGCUACCUGCCUCUUGACCGACACGCCGGUUUCGGUGAAAACGCCGAUGGUCUCCUUCGCAUCGAAAACGACUAUCCCCGCCUACCGGGCGCACGGUGCGGAAUGCGCCAACUUUGUCUAGACGCCUUGUGAAUGAACGACACUUCCACUGGUGAAAUAGAGCAGAGUUUAGAUUGUGCCUUUGCAUCUGCAUGAGGGGUGCAUGCGGUUUUCAAUUCCAUAGUUGGUCUUCUGUUUUUUUUUACAAUUUUUUUCAUAGGAAAGCAUGCGCUUUUUAAGUUUCUAUCAAAGCGGUUUUUAAUAGUUUGAACAUUUCGCAAUCUCUGCAUGUGUUGACAGAAUAAAAUUAAUUAGCUG
Paramacrobiotus metropolitanus is the source of this 2146-nucleotide messenger RNA. RefSeq lists its product as uncharacterized. Lineage: Eukaryota; Metazoa; Tardigrada; Eutardigrada; Parachela; Macrobiotidae. Gene Ontology annotation, cellular component: cell-cell junction. The transcript has 7 exons. The coding region runs from base 350 to 1666 and encodes 438 amino acids. Gene Ontology annotation, molecular function: cell adhesion molecule binding. Gene Ontology annotation, biological process: cell-cell adhesion. The record is from RefSeq and is a predicted model, not a curated record.